Messenger RNA from Aspergillus japonicus CBS 114.51, 1287 nucleotides. RefSeq lists its product as uncharacterized. NCBI's taxonomy places the organism in Eukaryota, Fungi, Ascomycota, Eurotiomycetes, Eurotiales, Aspergillaceae. The transcript has a single exon. Bases 63 to 1157 code for a protein of 364 amino acids. The record is from RefSeq and is a predicted model, not a curated record.
UUACCUUCCUCCCCAAACCUAUCACUUCCGCCAGCUACCUCACCACCAGCACCCCGACCAGAAUGCACCUCCCCCUCCCCCUAUCAAUCCUUGGGACCCUCGCUCUCCUCUUCCUUCCCCCUUCAAUUGCCCAAGCCAUAACCCCGCGAACAACCCCACAAACCAAAUUCCAAUACCGCACAAACGGAACCUGGCUCGAAAACCUGGCGCUGGGCCCCGCCCCGAGCGGUGCAACCACCACGCCAACGCUACUCGUAACCCGCAUGGACGUCCCCGAACUGUGGUCAAUCGAUGUCUCCACCGGUCGGGGCGAGGUAGUGGCGUCCUUCCCCAACGCCACGGCCUGCAUGGGGAUCACCCCGCUGGGCCAGGAUGGGGUGUACGCGGUCGUCGUGGGACGGCUCCGGAUCACGGACAUUGGGCAUCCUGUUCCGGGGUCCUGGGGGAUUUAUGAGGUUGAUCUUUCGGGGGGUGUUGCGGGGGAGGAUGAGGAUGGCGAUGGCGAUGAGGGUGCUGUGUCCGUGCGCAAGAUGGCGGAUGUGCCCGAGGCGGGGUGGUUGAAUGGGAUGGCGCUUUUCCCGUCCGGGGGGACUGGGAUUCAGGCUAGGGGUGGAGAAAAGGCGGGGGUCGUGCUGAUCGCCGACUCGGUGAAUGGAGUGAUCUGGCAACUCGACACCCAAACCGGAACGUACCGCGUGGCGCUGAACGAUACGGCCAGCAUGGCGGCGUCGCCGACGGAUCCGUUGGGGCUCGGGGUGAACGGCGUGCGCGUGUGGCGCGGCUUCGUGUACUACUCGACCGACUCCGUGCAGGCGGUUUUUCGCGUGCCGGUGCGGUGGGACGAUUCCUCGCAGACCGUCAGAGCGGCCGGGGUCGUUGAGACCGUCGCGUCGGGGGUGGUCGUGGAUGACUUUGCCGUGGCUGAGGAUGGGGGUCUGUAUCUCAUGGCCGUGGCGGAUAACCAGGUGGUUAGGGUUACGGCCGCCGGGGAGCGGUCGGUCCUGGCGGGCACCAGGGAGAGUGCCCAGGUCGCUGGGUGUACCUCCGGCGUGAUCUCCAGGGAUGGGCGGAGAUUGUUUGUGACCACGAAUGGGGGCCAUAUCACCCCGCCGAAAGGAGGGGAGGAGCCGGCGAAGCUGGUGGAGAUUGAUUUGUAGGUCAGGAGCAGGGGCACGGUAUGCUUACGGUCAAGGAUUGAAGUUCGGCGAAUUGCAGUCAGCAGCGUAAGUAUCAGUGAAUAAGAUACAAGUAUAGCAUAACAGUCAAUAUCACUAAAAUCCAGGCAAG